This is a messenger RNA of Kogia breviceps (pygmy sperm whale), 4158 nucleotides long. It is a transcript of the gene PLEKHA3, whose product is annotated as pleckstrin homology domain containing A3. Gene Ontology annotation, cellular component: trans-Golgi network; early endosome; recycling endosome. The record is from RefSeq and is a predicted model, not a curated record. Lineage: Eukaryota; Metazoa; Chordata; Mammalia; Artiodactyla; Physeteridae. Gene Ontology annotation, biological process: retrograde transport, endosome to Golgi; receptor recycling; endosome organization.
GAAAACAAACGAGAGACCGGGGGUGGGGAAAGGAAGGCGGGCGAGGAGGAAGGAGCGCCGGGGCGCGGAAGGGAGCAGCCGGGCGGUGGAAUCGCGAGCGGGAGGCCGGCCGCGGUCCCCACUUUGCCGCCGCCUCCGGGGCUCGCCCGGGGAUGUCUCAAGGCCCCCAAGCACUACGCGGCGGCCGCCGUCCCGGCCUCUGAGGGCCGCCACGUCCCGGCAGCGCGCGCGGGCUGAGGGCUGCUCUGUGCCGGCUGGGGGCGCCCGGGGAGGGGCCCGGGCGGGCCUGGAGGGGCUGCCCAGGCCCCGCGUUUCCCCCUUCACCGCGGCCGGCGCCGGGCCAAGAGGAUGCGCGGCGCCGGGCUCUGAAGCAUGGAGGGAGUUCUGUACAAGUGGACUAACUAUCUCACCGGUUGGCAGCCUCGUUGGUUUGUUUUAGAUAAUGGAAUCCUGUCCUACUAUGAUUCACAAGAUGAUGUUUGCAAAGGGAGCAAAGGAAGUAUAAAGAUGGCAGUUUGUGAAAUUAAAGUCCAUUCAGCAGACAACACAAGAAUGGAAUUAAUCAUUCCAGGAGAGCAGCAUUUCUACAUGAAGGCAGUGAAUGCAGCUGAAAGACAAAGGUGGCUGGUUGCUCUGGGGAGCUCCAAAGCCUGUUUGUCUGAUACUAGGACUAAAAAAGAAAAAGAAAUAAGUGAAACCAGUGAAUCUCUGAAAACCAAAAUGUCUGAGCUUCGCCUCUACUGUGACCUCCUAAUGAAGCAAGUUCAUACGAUCCAAGAAUUUGUUCACCAUGAUGAGAAUCAUUCAUCUCCCAGCAUAGAGAACAUGAAUGAAGCCUCUUCUCUACUUAGUGCCACGUGUAAUACAUUCAUCACAACGCUUGAGGAAUGUGUGAAGAUAGCAAAUGCCAAGUUUAAACCUGAGAUGUUUCAGCUGUGCCAUCCGGAUCCCUUAGUUUCUCCUGUGUCACCUUCUCCUGUUCAAAUGAUGAAGCGUUCUGUCAGCCACCCUGGUUCUUGCAGUUCAGAGAGGAGUAGCCACUCUAUAAAAGAAACAGUGUCUACACUUCACCGACUUUCCCAGCGGCGCCGAAGAACCUACUCAGAUACAGACUCUUGUAAUGAUGUUCCUCUCGAAGACCCAGAUAGACCUGUUCACUGUUCCAGAAAUACACUUAAUGGAGAUUUGGCAUCAGCAAGCAUUCCUGAAGAAAGCAGACUUAUGGCCAAAAAAAAAUCUGAAUCGGAAGAUCCUCUUCCAUCCUUCUCUUCCUGAGGAAACGGAAGUGUCCAACUUCCUCUAAGUAUUGCUAUGCAAAAGCUGCUGUAAUUAAACUAUGUUAUAGGGAGUAAUUUUUCCCUUAGGAUUUCUCUGCACUUUAUAGGAUAUUGUAAAACAAACAAACAAAAAACACCCCACAUACCUUUGAAGUGUAUUUUAUCUUUAUAUAGUUUAUUUGCAAGAGUAUUUUCCUAAUAACUUCACAGUAUGAAUAUGCAUUUUUUUUUUGAACAAAUGAUGGUGUAACAUUUUGACAUCUGUAAGGACAAAUGUAGAUAUUUUUCUAAAAUACUGUGAGGGACUGACAUCUUAGUCAGUGUGUAUUGUAGCUUAUAAACAUGAAAUCUUAUAAACCUAAGGUUUCAGUUUGACAGAAGUGUGAUAUAUGUAACUUGUGCCAUGGACCAAAUGGUCACUUUACCCCAGCUGAAAGUGAGUUACAGUCGCAGCUUGAUGGUGUUUGUAUUAUAUUCCUUUAAGCAAAAAGGAAACAUUUAAUAUUCGAAAUAUUUUUACCCCAAAUACCAUGACAUUGAGGAUUUUUUAAAAACCAGAUUGUGCUGUCCUUUGUAUAUGAAGUUGACACUACUGAUUUGUCAAUACCAAAUAUUGGGUUAAAGUAUUUAAUUUUUACUUAUUUAUUUUUCUGUUGCAUCAAAAAAAAUUAUUGCAUCCUAACUUUUAUGACCUACCAAAUUUAAGAUGUGUAUACCUUGUUAUUUACAUUGUUCUAGAAAAGAGGUUAAUAUUGUAGUGACCUUGCUCACUUCCACGAGAGAAAUAAAUGACUUGCAAUGGAAGAGGAUUUUAGUGCUUUUUUCUGAAAACAGACGUAAGCUGCUGUUGUAAGGUAUUAAUGUUUGCAGCUCUUUAGAAUAUCUAGACAUUUUUUAUUUAUGAAUAUUUAUAAAAAAGGAAUCUGUCAAGGUGACUGCCCUACAUAACUUGAGAAUGGCAUUAUUUAAUUAAAGAACAAAUAGCAUUUUUUGGUAGUGCCUGUCCAUACCUGUUGUCAGUGUUUGCCUUGUAAACUGUUUUUUCAGUUCACUUUGGAGUGAUCGUUUUGUCCAAGGUUUUGGAUGAGGAGCACUUUAAAACAAACUGGUUUGGUGUUUUUAAGUUAAUCAUAUGUUUAAUAAAUAUGUGGUUUUUGCAUUCAAACUCAUCAUAUAAUACAUUGUAUUUUUUACAUUUAUUGAUAGUUUGUCUAAUCUUUAUCAAGUGGUAAUAAUAUUCUUUAUUGCUUUGAUGUUGUUUGUAUCUUAGGACCUCAUAGUAAAUACACAAAUUAGGCAUAUUUUUAGCUUUUUUGCCUGUGAGCUUAGAAUAGUGCGUCCUAUUCAUUUAAAAUUUUUCUUGUACGUUUAUGUGAGAAUUUUUUUAAAAAUUAAUAUUUGGUAUUUCCUUAUUAAAAUAAGUCUGUAGUUAUAGGCUUUCUUCCUUAAGUUUAAAAUGGACAUAAACAAUCUAUAUACAUUAAUAUACAUUUAGAUAAACUCUAUGCUACUUAAAGUAUUUGUGAUUUUAAAUAGCACACAGGUCAUUAGACUAUAUUAAGAGGAAUCUUUCUGCUCAUAUGUUAUACUUCAUAUGUCUAAUUUGAGAAAAAAGUUUGAUAAUGUAAGUUUUCAUGUUGAGUGAGUAAUCAGAUUUUUUGCUGCUUCUAUUUUUUUAUUUUUUAUUUUUUGUAGUAAGAAUGAGUGGUGAUAAGACUAUGAAGGUCAAGGUGGUACUCAUUGUGGGUGUUUUUCUGGUAGUUUUUUUUUGAACCAGUAGGUUUAUAAUGAAAACACUAUAACAAAGCUUUUGAACUCAUGGAAAAUAAAUCCAUUUUCUAUUGCUUUAUCAAAAAAUAUGAGUUCCUGAACAGUUUUCUGUAAAUAUUUUAAAAAAUAAAAUAGUUAUUUCUGGUUCAUCAGUUUUUUCUCCUUGAAACAGGUCCUUUGAACAAGUUUGCUAUAUUCCUCAGUAUGGCUUUUAUUGUGACUGGAGCCACCUUUUCUCCCUUAGGAACCAACACAUUUGUGAAAUCAUUUAUUUUUAGGGGAUAUCAAUGUAUCUUGAAUUACAUCUAGGUUUUGAUCAGUGAGUUGGUAGCAUGAAGCAACCUGUAAAGCUUCAGGGAACCUUGCAUUUUGAGGAGCCCAGUGUAUUUUCAAGUGUGCCUGACUGUUUUGAAUUUUAAGAAAAAGAUGAACCAAAUAAGAACAACUUCAUAAGAAUUUUAGUUUGUCAGGACUUUUUGUAAUGUAUAACUAUUGGUUGUUCUUGUUUUGCUUUAUCUAGGCCAUGGGGUUAUUGAGAAAUUUAGAGACUCAUAUAUCAGUGAUCUUCUAAGUAGAACUAGUACUUGCUUUACUUUUCAAGUGCCUGGUUUGUGUUGUGUGGGAAUCCAAGGCUUCUAUGAUUAAAACAACUUUGAUGAGAAUUCUUUUGUAAAUGGACCAAAUUUGAACUUUGUUAUAUUACCCUGAAUUAUUGUGUUAUCUUUAACUAGGAUAAGUCCAGAAAUGGAUGCUAUUGCUUAAGCUUAAAUUCCAAGGCAAGAGAUAAAGUAUCUUCAUUUUGACUGUCACCAUGGAACUUCACCCUGAGUUGUAGAUUUUCCAGUGUGUGUUAUUAUACUUAGUGUUUAGAAAUUAUCAUAAGAGCUCAGGAAAUGUAUCCUUGUAAUAUGGCAGUAUUUUAUUGCUGUUUAUACUGAUUCCAUACACAUUAUAGUAUCAUUAAUUUGGACUCUACCAAUUCUUCACUUUUAUUAAAGGAAGUGCCUCUGGGUCUGUCGUUUGCUCCUGCCACUUGGUGCAGAGGGAAUAUCCUGGCCUGUAAGAAAGCCUGGUUAGGCUGUGGGAGCUCCUUUGAGGAGGUUAUUUGUGA